Molecule: messenger RNA, 586 nt
Organism: Clupea harengus (Atlantic herring)
Lineage: Eukaryota; Metazoa; Chordata; Actinopteri; Clupeiformes; Clupeidae
Gene: faua
Product: FAU ubiquitin like and ribosomal protein S30 fusion a
Biological process (GO): translation
Cellular component (GO): cytosolic small ribosomal subunit; ribosome
Molecular function (GO): structural constituent of ribosome; protein binding
Source: RefSeq, a predicted model, not a curated record
GGUUUUGCGUAGAAAGAUUCCCAUGAUUCUUUAGUUUGCACAUGCGCCGAACCAAGUUUCUAAGGUCCUUUUCUCGUCAAGUGUGGAGCGACUAGCACCAAACGAGCAAACACAAUGCAGCUCUUCCUGCGCGCACAGAACACACACACCCUCGAGGUGACGGGACAGGAGACUGUCCACGACCUCAAGGCUCAUGUCCAGACUUUGGAGGGCAUCUCUGUCGAGGAUCAGGUGCUGCUGCUGGCUGGUACCCCUCUGGAGGACAGCACCGCCCUGCUGGAGUGUGGUGUAACUGAACACAGCACCCUGGAUGUUGUUGCCAGGCUUCUGGGAGGUAAAGUCCAUGGUUCUUUGGCUCGUGCCGGAAAAGUACGAGGACAGACACCAAAGGUGGACAAGCAAGAGAAGAAGAAGAAGAAGACCGGCCGUGCCAAGCGUCGUAUCCAGUACAACCGUCGCUUCGUCAACGUGGUGCCCACCUUCGGGAAGAAGAAGGGGCCCAACGCCAACUCCUAAGAGCUCUGCUGCCCGGUAGCGAAGGAGAACAUGACCAAACUCCUGUUCACAAUAAAAGUAUAAUUUGGAA